Malurus melanocephalus (red-backed fairy wren) is the source of this 2217-nucleotide messenger RNA. RefSeq names its product keratin, type I cytoskeletal 9-like. The coding region runs from base 83 to 1918 and encodes 611 amino acids. NCBI's taxonomy places the organism in Eukaryota, Metazoa, Chordata, Aves, Passeriformes, Maluridae. Gene Ontology annotation, cellular component: keratin filament. The transcript is spliced from 9 exons. Gene Ontology annotation, molecular function: structural molecule activity. The record is from RefSeq and is a predicted model, not a curated record.
USGCUGGAAGUUGGGGCUAUGAUUCCAGAACAACUGUAAGGCCAGCUUUGAGUUUUCACCUGAGUUAUUUGCUGUUGCCACUAUGAGCUGUGGCUCUAAGCAGCCCCUGAAAAGCUGCCUGCGAGGGAGCAGUGGUGGAGGAGGUGGAGGAGGUGGAGGGGGUGGAGGGGGUGGAGGAAGCAGCUCGCAUUCCUCAACCUCCUCGAGGACAAUCACUUCCAGGACAAGUGGAAGGUUUUCUGGCAGCAGUUGUGGUGGAGGAAGCUCCCGGAGCUGCUAUGGAGCGGGGGGUGGUGGUUAUGGCAGUAGCUAUGGAGGAGGAAUGAGCAGCAGCAGCUGGGCUGGGAGAAUGGGUGGUGGGUGCUAUGGAGGAGGAAUGGGGCACAGCAGCAUGGGAACGGGCUUYAGGCCAGCGGGGAGCGGGUUUGGGGGGUGUUAUGGAGGAGGUUUUGGUGGAGGUGGUGCUGGGUUCAGCGGUGGCAGCUUUGGCAGCGGUGGAUUUUAUGGAGGGAAUGUGGGAAUUCUCUCCAACGACGAGAAGCUGACCAUGCAGAGCCUCAAUGAACGCCUGGCUGCCUACAUGGAGACAGUCAGGAAUUUGGAAAAGGAAAAUGCUCAGCUUGAGCAGUUAAUCAGGGAGUGGUACCAGAAGCAAGGUCCUAUGGGCCCAAAGGACUACAGCCACUAUUAUGGACARAUUGAAGAACUCCAAAAACAGAUCGUGGCUGCAGCUGUGGAAACCCACAAGGUACUUUUGGACCUGGAUAAUACAAAGAUGACUGCAGAAGACUUCAGAAUAAAGUACGAGAUGGAGAGCGGGCUCCGGCAGAACGUGGAGAGCGACCUCAACGGCCUGCGACCCUUUUUGGAUAACCUGACCCUGACCAAGUCUGACCUGGAAAUGCAGUUUGAGUCUCUCAAGGAGGAGAUCAUCGACCUCAAGAAGAACCAYGAGGAGGAAAUGAAACAGCUGCAAUCCCAGUCCAGCGGGGAGGUGGAUGUGAAGAUGCACGCUGCUCCAGGAGAGGAUCUGCUGAAAAAACUGAAUGAGAUGAGGCAGGAAUAYGAAGCCAUUAUUCAGAAAAACCGUGCAGAGGUUGAAAAGUGGUACGAAAGCAAGAUGGAGGAAGUGAGUCAACAAGUCCACUCAAGUAACCAAGAAAUGGAAUCAAGCACCCAACAGAUCUCUGUGCUGAGACGUGAAUUUCAGAGCCUGGAAAUCGAGCURCAGUCGCAGAUCAGUCAGAUAGGCUCCCUGCAAUCCAACCUGGAAGACACRGAACGUCGCUACAACAUGCAGCUGCAGCAGAUCCAGGCCAUGAUCGUGCCCUUGGAGGAGGAGCUGGCCAGCAUCCGCUGUGAGAUGGAGAGCCAGAACGAGGAGUACAAGAUGCUGCUGGGCAUCAAGACCCGCCUGGAGCAGGAGAUCCAACAGUACCGGGCACUGCUGCASGAGGGCCAGCAGGGCAUUAGCACUUCACAGGGAGGAGCUGGUGGUGGAUCUUCAGGAGGAGGAGGAGGAGGAGGAGGAGGAGGUCAUGGAGGAGGCAGUGGAGGAAGAAGCUGUUGGUCCUCAGGUGGAGGAAGCAGUGGAGGAAAAUCAGGAGGAUCCUAUGGAAGAUCUUCCUCUUCUGAAAGUGGAGGAGGGAGUGGAGGAACAACAGGAGGUGGAACCAGUGGUAAAGCUGCAGGUGGAGGAGGUGGCAGUGGUGGAGGAGGAGGGGGUAAAUCCUGCCUCUCCCGCUCUUCGUCUUCCCAGUCCCAGCCCAGCGACUCUGGUGAAAGCCAAGGAAGUGCUGAAAACACGAAGCUCUGCCUGGAAGAUAACAAAACAUUGGAGAGAGGAGCAACCAUGGAGGAAGUGUCUAAAGCCAUAAAACAAUUGAGAAUGGGGAGCUUUAGGAAGGUUGAGGAGUGAUCRACAAGACCAGAUCUUCCACUGCAGGACCCUCCCAGCGAGGCCUUUGGACCAAGCAAGACUCUACUGAGCACGGCUGAACACGAGCAGGAGUGAACACUUGUCCAACUUACUCAACUGCUCACUCCAGGGGCUCAACAGAGCUCUCUGGAUGUCCUGUCUGCUUUUUCCAUCUGUCUUUCUGUUCCAAAUCACAGUUACCUGAGUUAAUCUCUACCGYGAUUGGUGUUCCUGUGGAAUAAAUGGUAAUAAAUCUUUGCUUCUCUCUGAUGCAACCAGAUAACUGUGUCUGGCCCAAG